Molecule: messenger RNA, 468 nt
Organism: Cryptomeria japonica (Japanese cedar)
Lineage: Eukaryota; Viridiplantae; Streptophyta; Pinopsida; Cupressales; Cupressaceae
Product: calmodulin-like protein 3
Exons: 1
Coding region: 1-468 (155 amino acids)
Molecular function (GO): calcium ion binding
Source: RefSeq, a predicted model, not a curated record
AUGGCACUACCAUCUGUUCCCAACGAACUUCGUAGAGUGUUUGAAUCCAUAAACCAAAAUGGCGAUGGAAUCCUCACUCUGCACGAAAUCAUUUGCUUCCUCAACAAGCUUGGAAUGCAUCUAACAGAAGAACAGCUAAACUGCUUGUUGAUGGGGAUUUCCCACAGACAAGAUGGUAGCUUAACAUUUGAUGAAUUUGUUGGGCUUUACCAAUCUGUUUUAGAUGAGAGGAGCUAUAGUACGAGUAGUGGUAGUAAUGAAGGAAGCCAGGAUUUAUGUUUAAUGGAGGCAUUCAAAGUUAACGAUUUGAAUGAAGAUGGGUAUAUUUUUUCUUCUGAGCUUCAACAAGUUUUGUGUAAUUUGGGAUUGAUAGAGCAAGGAGAGAAUUGUUUGGAGAAUUGCCAGAGAAUGAUAUGCAGAUAUGAUGAGAACUUGGAUGGCCUCAUAGACUUCGCCAAGUUUAAUUAG